AUGCAGGACGAGAAGCGAGGGGAGUCCUCGAAGAAACAGCCGGUGCGGUUACCUAUCAUUGCGCCCAAGGACGACCAAUCUUCCUCGACUAGCUCCAGCCGCAGCGGCCACCUGGGCCCUAGUGUUCCCCCGCGCGCCCGCCUACCUCCCCGGUCACGCACUGGAUGCUGGACGUGUCGCACCCGGAAAGUCAAAUGUGACGAAGGGAGGCCGGUUUGUGGUCAAUGUAGUCGUCUUGGUCACACUUGCGACUACAGUCCUCGGUUGGCCUUUCGAGAUGACACUCCGCGUGUUGUCGAGCGGAUGCAGGAUGUUACGGUGGUCACCAGCUCGGUGUGGGAUUCCAAUUCUCCUGCCGUGACAGAAGCCAACACCGGCUCAGCCGUUGUAGAUGACCUACCACCAUUUGCAUCACUGACCACCGACGAAGAACGCGAAAAGAAAGCCGAGCGAUCCAGCCCGGGAACUUACAAUGUUGUUGUCAACCAAGAUAGCUUCCAACACCUUCCGGAAUAUGGCGACGACCCGGAAGUCAAGACCGAGAUUUUAUCACCGUUGCGCCGAGGGUCCAUUGCCGCAUCACUGGCGAGUAGCACCGGACGCGAGACAGUUGUGGAAGGUACUCCUGUUGCUGGUGAUCCCAAUGUGGUGGUGUUGCCUCGGUUCGAGGAUGUCGGCCGGCGCAGCACGUUCAGUCAUUCCUCCAAGGAUACAAAGUCGCCGUUUUCGCCAACUGGCAGACCUACCCCUGUCAUCAAGUCUGAAGAAACAGUGGGACCCGUUUUCACUGAAGAGCCAGCAUCCGUCAUGAUGGACGACCUACGGAUCGGCCAGGAUGCUCGAUACCUGCGACAAUUCCGACAUGUGGUAUGGAGACAGCUCGUACCAUCCGAGCGGGAUUCAAGAGACGGCAUGAUACCUUCAAGCGUGAAUGUUUUGGAGACGGCAGCGAGGACCUUCCCACCAUUACACCAUGCGAUGAUGGCGGUCGCAGCUUUGAGUCUGGCUGUUCAGGAAGGGAAAGAACGAUUAGACGCGCUACAACAUUACCAGCAAGCUCUGCCAGCGUUACAGAGCGCCCUCAAAAGCCCCAAUGAUUUGUGUUCGGAUGGCGCGUUUUUGACUCAUUUCUUGUUACUCGUUUAUGAGAUUGCCGCGGCCGAAGACGGCCAUUCGAAUCUCUGGUCCCCUCAUCUUUCGACCCUUUUACGAAUUACCCUGUCACGGCGCGAAGUUUUUGGAGGAGAAAGAUAUCCGUUUGUUGUGUGGUGGAUUUGCGACAUUGACUUGGGUGCUCUCUUCAGUGGUAGCGGCCGGGGAGAGUUUGUGGGAUACAUGUUGAACCACGACAUCAUCCCGCCGCCUAGUUUCCACCUGUAUCCUCUCGGUCUGGACGGAUCCAGCGUGGUUUAUGCGCAUGAGCUGGAAUCACUACCGACGAUCCUGCAGCUGGAUCACGAGGUGACGGUGUUGGCCAUUCGAUUGGGCCUUCUCGCGCGCGAGUUCCGACAGGGCGCCAACAAUAUCGACCACACCGAUAUGAUGCGACGAGCGCAGACGACCCGGAUACGGCAGACCCGAAUAUUCGAGGUGCAAGAAGCCCUGAGACAGUUGUGGGUGACGCCUGGAGUGUCGAUGGUGAGCCACAACGCCUGCAACCUUCCUUCCAGAUCGAAAGUGCUGUACGAACACGCGGCCGCGCUCUAUCGGGCCUGCAUUCUUUACUCUCAUACAUCCAUGUGGCCGGGUCAGCGCCUGGAAACGUCGCCGGACUACGACACGGAAAUUGCGGUCGCUUCGACCCAGAUCCUCGAGAUGACGCGGAAGGCUUUAGCCGAAGAUCGGGCCGACUGUCGAUAUCUGGUGUUUCCGGUCUUUAUAGCCGGAUUCGCCAGUCUGGACGGCGGACAGAGAAUGCUGGCGUUAGAUUUGAUCCGCAGUAUGGAGAAGACGAGUAUUGGACGAAACACGGCCACGACACGCAAGGCCCUGGCCGCGGUCUACGAGAAACAGAAUGAACGAUUCAUGAAUACGGGACAAAGUUUGGACGUGGAUUGGAUGGAAGUCAUGGUGGAAAGGGAUCUGAGGGUGGUCAACUUUGGAGUUUGA
Molecule: messenger RNA, 2109 nt
Organism: Capronia coronata CBS 617.96
Lineage: Eukaryota; Fungi; Ascomycota; Eurotiomycetes; Chaetothyriales; Herpotrichiellaceae
Exons: 4
Coding region: 1-2109 (702 amino acids)
Biological process (GO): positive regulation of transcription by RNA polymerase II
Cellular component (GO): nucleus
Molecular function (GO): DNA-binding transcription factor activity, RNA polymerase II-specific; zinc ion binding; transcription cis-regulatory region binding
Source: RefSeq, a predicted model, not a curated record